Messenger RNA from Penicillium subrubescens, 1617 nucleotides. Its product is annotated as MDR family MFS transporter. Lineage: Eukaryota; Fungi; Ascomycota; Eurotiomycetes; Eurotiales; Aspergillaceae. The record is from RefSeq and is a predicted model, not a curated record. Bases 1 to 1617 code for a protein of 538 amino acids. The transcript is spliced from 5 exons. Gene Ontology annotation, molecular function: transmembrane transporter activity. Gene Ontology annotation, biological process: transmembrane transport.
AUGGUGCCAGAAAAGCCCGAAACCCAAGAAAAGCCCGAAACCCAAGUCCUCCCUAACAGCGAGACAAUUAACGAAGACCAGUCGUGCACGGCUUUCAGCGACGAUAAACACCCCUGCCAAAAUGGAUUAAGAUUGAUGUCAAUAUGUGUUGGCUUGUGCCUCGCCGUCUUUCUGGUAGCGCUGGAUAAUACAAUUAUCGCGACUGCGAUCCCAAAGAUCACUGAUGAAUUUGGCGCGUUGGACGCAGUCGGCUGGUACGCCUCGGCGUACCUUCUGACUACGUGCGCGUUUCAAUUGAUGUUUGGGACGUUUUACAAAAUCUUCCCAGUAAAACAGGUCUUUCUAGUCGCCAUUGCUCUUUUUGAGAUCGGGUCUGCCGUAUGUGGUGCUGCACCCAACUCCACUGCCUUCAUUAUAGGACGUGCAAUUGCAGGUCUCGGUUCUGCUGGGGUUUUCUCGGGGUCGCUUAUUAUCAUUACGCUGAGCGUAUCACUGGACAAGCGACCGACAUACAAUGCGCUUUUGCUGUCGAUGUUUGGCAUUGCCUCGGUCGUUGGGCCUUUGCUGGGAGGGGCAUUCACUGAUCACGUCACCUGGCGGUGGUGCUUCUAUAUCAACCUUCCGAUCGGUGCCGUGACAGUCCUCAUUAUUCUUUUUAUUCUAAAGUUGGACGAAAACCCAACACAGUCGCAAGAAACCUGGCGCACGAUUCUCUCGAAACUCGACCCGAUUGGAACAUGCGCGUUUAUUCCUGGGGUUGUCUGUCUACUGCUCGCACUGCAAUGGGGCCGGUCAAAGUACAACUGGUCCGAUGGCCGGAUCAUUGCUCUGCUUGUGAUCUUCGGUGUCUUGAUGAUCAUAUUCUGCGUCGUGCAAGUUUGGAAAGGAGAGGCAGCGACUCUCCCGCCACGGAUCUUCAAGAACAGAAGCAUGGUAUUUGGGCCUAUGUUUACAUUCCUUCUGGGGGGAUCCUUCUUCAUUAUGGUUUUUUUCAUUCCAAUCUGGUUUCAGGCGAUCAAGGGAGUGUCCGCCAUGAAAUCAGGCAUUAUUCGUGCUUUCGCUGCUAACUGGUAUCGUGAUUACCAUUUGGGGACACUACGUGCCCCUCUUUUUGUCUCAGCCAUUUUCUGUGCUGUUGGCGCGGGUUUACUGACAACGUUGCAAGUUCACUCCGGAGCAAACGAGUGGAUUGGCUACCAGGUCAUUUACGGCGUUGGCAUCGGGGCUGGAUUCCAACUUGCAGUCAUCGCAUGCCAAGUCGUGCUGGAUGAAGCUGAUCUGCCUCUGGGGAUAGCUUUCAUUGUUUUCUUUCAAUCCUUUGGGGGCGCUAUUUUUACUUCUGUCGGUGAGAGUAUCUUUCUCAAUGGUCUCGUGAGUGGACUUCAUGAAAUCGCUCCCACCAUUGACGCUUCUCUGCUCUUGAGCUCGGGAGUGACCAAUAUUACUCGUAGUGUUCCUCCGGCUUUGCUAGCUCGUGUGCAAGAAACCUAUAACUCGGUCUUGGCUCACGUGUGGUAUGUGUCGGUUGCACUGUCGGCGCUAUCAAUUAUUGCGGCCUUAGGUAUAGAGUGGCGGCGAAUUAAGCCUGGUACAGGCUUUGGCGCUAUGCACACCUGA